GGGACGUGCAAAUUUGUUGGCGAUGUCCUUUUUGAGGCAGUCCCCCAGAUUAUCAACAGCGGACAAAUUGGCAUCUCAGUCAACGUUAUACAAUUGAAAGUACUACCAGACAUGUCUCACAUGAAUAUUUACUGGGAAGCGAGCGGUAUCCCAGAGAAAGAUAAGCAGACACAGAUUGCUUUAGAUCAGAAAGCCAAGUUCUUAAGGCACAUUCUGAUUGAAGCUCAGACUUUAGGUAAUGUUCCAAGACCAGUAUUUGUCAAAGACUUUUCUGUAGCACGUCAGAAACAAGUGGAUGAAAUUCUCCACCAAAUCAGUCUUGAAAACCAGAAUGAACCAGAUGUUUCUGAAGAUACAGAUAGAGAAAUGAAUGAAGAUUUAUCCUCAUCAGAAACUGAUAGUGAAACUGAAUUAGAUGUACAUUUAGAGAAACAGAAUGUGAUGUCUUCAGAAAAAGAACUGGACUCGAAUAUUCAUGAAGAUCAGAGUCUUGAAAAUGUCGAGACGGAAUUUAGACAGGACUUGUAUGAUUUACAGCAUGACGUAUUAAUGAAAAAAGUGACUUUAGCUAAAACUUCAGCUAUUCAGAGACCAUCAGUUGUACCUGAUACUAAAUGUAUGGGUAGCGAUUAUAUACACGGUAACAACAAUUUAAAAACAAAAUUCUUCAGCCCAAAAAAGUUAGUCAGUAAGAAAAAGUUAUUGAAACAGAUUGAACAGGAAGAAAUGUAUCAAUUAGAAUAUGAAAUAAAUAAAUUUGAUGAAAUGUAUGAUAAUGAAGAAAUUGAUAAACGUGAUGAAGAAAAAGAUUUUACCAAGAUUGAUAGUUAUAUUGAAAGGUAUCAUAAAGUCUCUCCUACUGAGGAAGACAAACCAGAGUAAAACUGAUCGGUUUUAAUGCUCUUGUUGUGCUAGUCGUGUUAUGUAAAAAAAUAAAUGAAUUCGAUGUGUGA
Messenger RNA from Mercenaria mercenaria, 953 nucleotides. RefSeq lists its product as uncharacterized. The transcript is spliced from 4 exons. NCBI's taxonomy places the organism in Eukaryota, Metazoa, Mollusca, Bivalvia, Venerida, Veneridae. Bases 112 to 882 code for a protein of 256 amino acids. The record is from RefSeq and is a predicted model, not a curated record.